Molecule: messenger RNA, 3196 nt
Organism: Myripristis murdjan (pinecone soldierfish)
Lineage: Eukaryota; Metazoa; Chordata; Actinopteri; Holocentriformes; Holocentridae
Gene: ppp3r1a
Product: protein phosphatase 3, regulatory subunit B, alpha a
Exons: 5
Coding region: 212-745 (177 amino acids)
Molecular function (GO): calcium ion binding
Source: RefSeq, a predicted model, not a curated record
CCCUGUUUAGCCAUGUAAACAUUAAUAGAUAGCUUAAUAUCAUUUAGGACCUCAGAUUAGAGGUCCUGGUAGUUCACAGUUGGACAAUGACAUCACGUGACUGUGCGUGAAUGAGCUUAUAUAGUAAUUAACAACCGGCUAUGUUGUUGUUUCCGGAUUACCUCUUGCCUUUGUUCAGUUUACCACCCAACUUGCGCGGGUUGUUGUAGUGAUGGCAGGGGAACAGAAGGUACAUCUCUAUAGUGGCAAAACUGAACCAGCAACCAAGAAUAGCUUCGAUGCUGAUGAGAUUAAGAGGCUAGGGAAGAGGUUUAAGAAACUCGACCUAGAUAACUCGGGCUCACUCAGUGUGGAGGAGUUCAUGUCGUUGCCGGAGCUGCAGCAGAACCCGCUGGUGCAGAGGGUCAUCGACAUAUUCGACACGGAUGGGAACGGAGAAGUGGACUUCAAAGAGUUCAUCGAGGGAGUCUCGCAGUUCAGCGUCAAAGGGGACAAGGAACAGAAGCUUCGGUUCGCCUUCAGGAUCUAUGACAUGGACAAGGACGGCUACAUCUCCAACGGCGAGCUCUUCCAGGUGCUGAAGAUGAUGGUAGGCAACAACCUGAAGGACACGCAGCUCCAGCAGAUCGUGGACAAGACCAUCAUCAAUGCAGACAAAGAUGGAGACGGCAGGAUAUCCUUCGAAGAGUUCUGUGCAGUGGUCGGCGGUCUCGAUAUACACAAAAAGAUGGUGGUGGACGUGUGAGCGCUCUCCUGCUCGCUAAAUCCCCCCUUCCUCCUCGACACUCGCUUUCUCCACCAUCUCUGAAGAUCUGCUCAAGACGUCCGGCAAAACGCUCUCUGUGUAACUCAAUGGAAGUAUUCUCUCUAUUUCUAUUUCUAUUUCUCUCUUUCUCUUUCUCUCUCUUUCUCUCUGUGAAGCCACUUCUUUUUCUUUCAAAACCACGGGCCUCGUGAAGCCAACUUUGAAGUUUUAUUGAACUGUAAAUCCUCUCAAUAACCCGGUCGUAGCACUUUAAAAGACUGAAGGACAGCUAUUUCUCAUUUGCAAGAGCAUCUCCGAUUUUGGAUGAGGGGGGGAAGGCGGGGAGGGGGACGGUGAAGCGGCUGGUUGGUUUGUUCAUAUUUUCCUUUUUUUUUUCCUUUUUUUCUUUUUUUUGUUAAUUAUUUUUGAUAUUUAUUUUUGUUUUCAUCUUUUAUAAAGAAGAAAAAAAAGUAUAUCUAUGGUUCUCUCAUGAGGGGAAGUGUAUAGUAUACAGACACUUGAUUUCAGUACAACUAGAGAGUAGGGUAUGAAGUGCCAACUAGAACAUAUCCAGAAACCAGUCCAAGUUAUUACCUAUCACCACCGCUGUCAGUUCCGCCGCAGAAACUGGGUUGCGGCACACGAAGCUGCACGGUUGCGAGUCACAACAAUAUAUAUAUUAGAUGCAAAGCUAAAUUUCAUAUAUUCUGACUUUUGUUGUCCUCCAUUUUUAGUGUACACUUGAGCAGUUUGGAUUAGAUCUGCAAAGCUUCCGGUCACACUUCGCAAAGCAAUUCAUGUUUUUUUUUUUUUUUUUUUUUUUUUUCUUCUUUUUUGUAAUAAGAGUGCUAGUUUUAUUUAUACUUAAACAUGUUUAUAUUGUUGGAGAUUAUCCUUGUUUUCCUGUCAUGGAAUUAUAAGUAGUAUAAAUUAAUGCCAAGAAAGUGAUGUCUUUGCAAACUAAUUUGUGGCUGCAGACUGGUACAUGGUUUACUCUUCGGUGAAGCAUUUUACAUUUCACAGUGUGCAUCCAUACGACAAUCCUUGAUGCAAAGAAUAGCUCUGCACUCACAUUGACAAAUGAUUUAUAGUGAAAAUAUAAGAAUUUAAAUAGACUUUUUAUUUCAUUACAUUAAGAACAGAGGCUGAACGAUGCAGCGGACUUGCCUAAGAACCGAGAAGAACAAUAGUUUGAGAGCGAAUUAUGGCGAGGACUUGUGCUGUUUGUAAAAGAAUAUAGCAACUUAACAGAGACUUAUCUGCAGGCAGCGUUGUGUUUUUUUUCUUUUUCUUUUUUUUUUUAUUAACCGAUAUGUGUAUAUUAGGUAAUCAGUGUUUGCUCAUCUUCUUAAACAGCAAGAGGGAAAGGUGUUGUCUCUGCUUUACAUGAGCCCUUCUGAAUUCGUACCUUUUCUCAGUACAGCGCAGGACGGGUCAGACUUCUCUUUAGCGCAACAGAAACACUUAAUCUUAACGCGUUGGCAUGAUCAAUGUGCAAUGGGAUAGAUUGUAUAUUUUAGGGUUUUUUUUUUUGGUUUUGUUUUGUUUUUUUUUGGUUUUUUUUGAACGUGUACAUUUCAAAAGUUGGCUUCCUCUCCCACUUUUGUUUUUCUAUGACAGUCACCUCGUUUUCUCCCCCUCCUACCCACCCACUAGUACGAGCAGGGAGAAAAACACAAACACAACCAAACUUAAAUUUCGAAGGGAAAAUGCUUCCUAGUACAAUGGCAUCGGAAUAGCUUUGUUUUAUUUAGUUGUUUUUGGAGACCGACUGCUGGUUUGAACAGGAGUUUUCAGUCAGAGAUGUGAAUCUGGAGUGCCCUGUUGUCCCCUAUCCCAAAGCUCUGCACGGCUUGGGCCUCCCUGUGCUUGCAUGACAUGGAAAUAUAUUUUUUGUUGUGCAUGUAGAUCAAUUUUUUGAAAUAAUCCUCUUGUUUACACAUGGAUGGUGAUGUUAAUAUAUUUAAGAAUUUAAUGGUAUACAAUAUGGAUGUUGCCAAACUUUGGUAAAUGUACACAUAUUAUGAGAGGUAAUCCAAAUGAACUGAACUACAUGUAACUUUUUGUAUUUUACCCGGGUCAGCGAGAUGCUUCUAUUCCAGUAAAAGUUGCAUAUCUGAUCCUGUCUCAAACUGCCACACACUGUACUCAGCUUAAAGGGGAAAAUUUGAUGUUAUUUUUUUUUUUCUUUUGUAUAUAAGUAUUUGUUAAAUGCAGUUCUGGCUCUCUGUUCUCUGUAUAGUUCAGACCGCGGUUUAGUUCGUAAGUGCUACUUUUUCUCUGAGGGAUUUGGGUUCUUUUUAGUUUGUGUGGGGAAAUCUGAAACGAUUUAAGUUUGAGAACCUUUUUUUCCUUUUUCUGCAUGCUGCAUCUUAUGCUGUGGGACUGUUGGAAACUUGAUACUGUAUGAAAUAAAAAAAAUUUAAAUAAACUUUGAAAUGUUGAAAGUAA